Talaromyces rugulosus is the source of this 1410-nucleotide messenger RNA. RefSeq lists its product as uncharacterized. Bases 1 to 1410 code for a protein of 469 amino acids. Gene Ontology annotation, biological process: L-ornithine biosynthetic process; L-arginine biosynthetic process. The record is from RefSeq and is a predicted model, not a curated record. The transcript is spliced from 2 exons. Gene Ontology annotation, molecular function: L-glutamate N-acetyltransferase activity, acting on acetyl-L-ornithine as donor; L-glutamate N-acetyltransferase activity, acting on acetyl-CoA as donor. Lineage: Eukaryota; Fungi; Ascomycota; Eurotiomycetes; Eurotiales; Trichocomaceae. Gene Ontology annotation, cellular component: mitochondrial matrix.
AUGUUUGCAAUUUCCAAAUCCAAACCGCCGUCCCUGGUGACGUCGUAUAUCGGGAUUGCAACAUCGCGAAAUCAAAUCCGCUUCUACAAUGUUCUCCAUGAUACCUCGAUUCCAGAGCCGAAACGGAAACACAUACCUUCGUCUGGAACGUAUCCCAAGGGAUUCCGAGUAUCCGGCACUCAUGUCGGUGUCAAAGCUUCAAACACAAAGUUCCCAGAUCUAGCCUUGAUUUCGUCCGAUGUGCCUUGCAAUGCAGCUGCCGUGUUUACUACAAACAAGUUCCAGGCCGCGCCGGUCCAGGUUAGCAGAGCCACAUUGAAUGACCGAAAGGGAAAAGGCGUACAGUCUGUUGUUAUCAACUCUGGAUGCGCCAACGCUGUUACUGGGAAAGGCGGACUUGAGGAUGCGCAGAGGAUGGGCGCAACGGUGGAUAAGUGCGCUGGCCUUUCUGAACCAAGCACAAUUGUGAUGAGCACUGGUGUUAUUGGACAGCGACUUCCCAUCGCCAAAAUCCUCGACAAAAUCCCCACAGCGCACUCCAACCUUGCCAGCACUCACAAUGCCUGGCUAGCCACAGCUCGAUCCAUCUGCACAACCGAUACAUUUCCAAAGCUCAUUUCGCAAACAUUCACACUCCCAUCUUCACCUGGAAUUACCUACAGCCUUGCCGGAAUGACCAAGGGAGCCGGCAUGAUCCAUCCGAACAUGGCCACCCUUCUCGGCGUGGUGUGCACAGAUGCGCCCAUCGAAGCCGCAGCCAUGAAGAACCUGUUACUCCAGGCCGUUUCACGCUCCUUCAAUUCCAUCUCUAUCGACGGCGACACAAGCACCAACGACACCAUCGCCCUGCUCGCCAACGGCGCUGCAGGCGGCUCCCCUGUACCCGCAUCGCCCUCGUCACCAGACUACAUCGCGAUGCAAGAAGUGCUCACAUCCUUUACGCAAUCCCUGUCACAAUUAGUCGUCCGCGACGGUGAAGGCGCCACCAAAUUCGUAACUGUACGCGUGCAAAACUCUCCAUGCUACGACUCUGCGCGCCGCAUCGCCUCGACCAUUGCGCGCUCCCCUCUCGUGAAAACAGCUCUGUACGGCCGCGACGCAAACUGGGGGCGCAUAUUGUGCGCUAUCGGGUACACCGAGGGCGUCCCCGACGGGGUUGUGGUUCCCGAACGCACCAGCGUCAGCUUCAAGCCCGUGGACAACUCGCCCAUUUUGAAACUGUUGGUUAACGGUGAGCCCGAGGCUGUCGAUGAGACCCGCGCUAGCGCUAUUUUGCAAAAUGAGGAUUUGGAGAUAGUUGUUGAUCUUGGGGGUGGCGCAAAGGGCGAGGUUGGCGGCGAAGAGGCCGUGUAUUGGUUCUGUGACUUUAGUCACGAGUAUGUCACUAUCAACGGUGAUUAUCGAACAUGA